AUGGCGGAGCAUUGGAAUGCAUGCGUGCAGACCCUCGAGGGGCAUAGUGACUUGGUCAGCUCAGUCACCUUCUCCCAUGAUUCUAAGCUCCUCGCAUCUGCUUCAGGCGAUAAAACUGUCAAGGUGUGGGAUGCCAGCAACGGGCAAUGCGUGCAGACCCUGGAGGGUCAUAGCGAAUCGGUCAACUCAGUCACCUUCUCCUAUGAUUCUAAGCUCCUCGCAUCUGCUUCAGGCGAUAAAACUGUUAAGGUGUGGAAUACCAGCAACGGGCAAUGUGUGCAGACCCUCGAGGGUCAUAGCCAAUGGGUCAACUCGGUCACCUUCUCCUAUGAUUCUAAGCUCCUCGCGUCUGCUUCAGGCGAUAAAACUGUCAAGGUGUGGGAUGCCAGCAACGGGCAAUGCGUACAGACCCAGGAGGGUCAUAGCGAAUCGGUCAACUCAGUCACCUUCUCCCAUAAUUCUAAGCUCCUCGCGUCUGCUUCAGGCGAUAAAACUGUCAAGGUGUGGGAUGCCAGCAACGGGAAAUGCGUGCAGAUGCAGACCCUCGAGGGUCAUAGCAAAUCAGUCACCUCGGUUACCUUCUCCUAUAAUUCUAAGCUCCUCGCGUCUGCUUCAGGCGAUAAAACUGUUAAGGUAUGGAAUACCAGCAACGGGCAAUGUGUGCAGACCCUCGAGGGUCAUAGCCAAUGGGUCAACUCGGUCACCUUCUCCCAUGAUUCUAAGCUCCUCGCGUCUGCUUCAGGCGAUAAAACUGUCAAGGUGUGGGAUGCCAACAACGGGCAAUGCGUACAGACCCAGGAGGGUCAUAGCGAAUCGGUCAACUCAGUCACCUUCUCCCAUAAUUCUAAGCUCGUCGCGUCUGCUUCAUGGGAUAAAACUGUCAAGGUGUGGGAUGCCAGCAACGGGCAAUACGUACAGACCCUCGAGGGUCAUAGCGAAUGGGUCACCUCGGUUACCUUCUCCCAUGAUUCUAAGCUCGUCGCGUCUGCUUCAGGCGAUAAAACUGUCAAGGUGUGGGAUGCCAAUACCGGGCAAUAUGUGCAGACCCUCGAGGGUCAUAGCGAAUCGGUCACCUCAGUCACCUUCUCCCAUGAUUCUAAGCUCCUCGCGUCUGCUUCAGGCGAUAAAACUGUCAAGGUGUGGGAUGCCAGCAACGGGCAAUGCGUGCAGACCCUCGAGGGUCAUAGCGAAUGGGUCACCUCGGUCACCUUCUCCCAUGAUUCUAAGCUCGUCGCGUCUGCUUCAGGCGAUAAAACUGUCAAGGUGUGGAAUACCAGCAACGGGCAAUGCGUGCAGACCCUCGAGGGUCAUAGUAAAUGGGUCACCUCAGUCACCUUCUCCCAUGAUUCUAAGCUCCUCGCGUCUGCUUCAGACGAUAAAACUGUCAAGGUGUGGGAUGCCAACAACGGGCAAUGCGUGCAGACCCUGGAGGGUCAUAGCGAAUCGGUCAACUCAGUCACCUUCUCCCAUGAUUCUAAGCUCCUCGCGUCUGCUUCAUACAAUAAAACUGUCAAGGUGUGGGAUGCCAGCACCGGACAAUGCGUGCAGACUAUCCUUGUUAAUCAAUUUGUCAAAAUCAAAUCCUUCGAUGCUCCCGCUGGCUGUAUUGAACUUGAUGUUGGCAUUGUUCGUUUUUGUUCUAAUUCAAAUACAACGCCCACGAACAUCGAUCCUCAACACGCGCAAAUUCAAGGACUUGGUGUAAGUUCCGAUAAAACCUGGAUCACUUGGAACUCUGGAAAUCUACUUUGGCUACCGCCCGAUUACCGGCCAAUAACUUCUGUCGUGUCCGUUUCAAACGUGACUCUUGGCUGUAGUUCGGGAAGAGUACUAAUAUUUAACUUUGAUUCCCACAAAUUGUCGCAUCUCUUUCCUUAG
Penicillium angulare is the source of this 1878-nucleotide messenger RNA. RefSeq names its product WD40 repeat domain-containing protein. The record is from RefSeq and is a predicted model, not a curated record. Lineage: Eukaryota; Fungi; Ascomycota; Eurotiomycetes; Eurotiales; Aspergillaceae. The transcript has a single exon. Gene Ontology annotation, molecular function: protein binding; transcription corepressor activity. Gene Ontology annotation, cellular component: histone deacetylase complex. Bases 1 to 1878 code for a protein of 625 amino acids. Gene Ontology annotation, biological process: regulation of transcription by RNA polymerase II.